AUGGAGCAAAUGUACCUCAUCGAGAUAUUCAUUGACAGAGUGACAAUAUACGCCACCUUAGAAGAUGAACAGAGUGGUGCCAAUAAAAAUCUUAUUAUCAAAAUAAGAUUUGGACCCAAAGUUGAAUUUAUUAUUAAAGAAGGACAAUUAGCCCUUAAUGAUGACAAAAAAGAUGAUGUUAUGGAAUGUGAUGAAAAUGGUAAAAGAAAAUGGUCAAGAACGAUUAGAGUAGGCAAAUCAUAUCUGUUUCCAUCUUAUCCUGAUACUGUACUCAUGAUUUUAAGCAAGUUUCCUUUAGAGAUUGAGAUAUGGAAUGACGAUGAGAACGAAGUGGAAAUAUUCGUGGGUGUUGGCACGAUGUAUUGGGAAAGUGAAUUUUUCCAUAUGCUUAAGGAGACAGCUGUUGCUAAUAAGAUACACGAACCACUUACUAUUAAACAGAAUACACCUUUGUUUGGUGAAUGUUAUUGUAAAAGGGUCGGCGAAAUCUCUUUCAUUCUUAGACUUAGUGCAUUGGGAGAAAGUAUAAUAACAGAAUUUCAGCAACUUAUGACUGACCCAGAUGCCUUUGUUUUUAGAACUAAUAAAGCACCGAGUAUGUUUCAAUGUAAACGAGUUGAAGGGGAUGAUAAAAACUUUUGUAUGGUUGGUAGUUUAUAUGAAACUACAACACUUGAAGAUCCAGAUGUUCAAAACAAUGCCCAACAGAAGAUUGAAAUUUGUACUGAACUACAAAGUUGUGGUAUGGGUCCAAAAGAUGGAGAUUAUAGAUGUAAACACGAAUCGAAGGAGUCCCAAGAAACACAAAAGAAAGCAUAUCCUAUUAAUAAAAUACGUAUGGGCGAUAUAACCGGUCCUUGUGGAAAUGCUAAUUGUCCGUUAGCCCAUAAAGUAAGAACAUAUAUUAGAAACUUAGAAGCUUAUAAAGAAAAAGCAGAAGGUAAAGUGGAAGGUACAAAAGACGAAGGGACUCGGAAAAUUUGUGGAAGUUGUGGAUGCAAAAAUGACAAGUGGCAUAGAGAUGAGUGCCCCAAUAAACAGGGCGAGGAAAAUAAAGCUGAGUGUGCAGGUUGCGGUGGAGUUACACCCGCUGGAGAAACAUGUGAGGAUAGACAAAAUAAAUUACAAGCUGCCUUUGUGUUUAGCGUUACACAAGUUCCAGGAUUUAAGGAAUCAGUAUAUGGUUCUAGCUAUACAGUUCAAAAUCUUGCAACCGAAUAUGAUUUCUUAUUAGCUGGCUCCAGUGCUCCUAAUAAUACCCAAAGUAUAUGUAAAUGUCGUCAAAACACAAAUAAACAAAAUAAAAGUGAAACCAGAAAUACAAUGAGUGCAACGGAUAUUAUACAGCCUGAUAAUAAAGCAUCCACGAGAAGCUUAAACAAUAAUACUCUUGUUUAUAACGUUGAACUAAAAGAUUCGUCCAGAAGAAAAAUGUCUGUUUUUAACUGUGUAGAUAUUGCUCAAGACAAGGAUUGUAAAUGCAAUCCUCCCAAACCUUCACCACCGUGUAAAACAUUUGACUGUGAGUGUAUUCAGAAGACUACUAAUGUAGCAUCUCGUAAAGCACACAAACCUUAUUGCCCACAAUAUAAACAUCGAAACACUUGCCCCAUAAUGAGGCAUGAAGAAGAAGAAAAUAAGAAACAAGAUCCAGAUGAAGAUGAAGCAGAACCUUUGCCUUAUGGGCUACCUCCCAUUCAACUCGGCCCCUGUCCUGUCAUCGGUAGACCUUGCUCUGUUCCUGAUGGUUUUGCAAGAAUGUACAAGACAGCAGCAAUAGCUCCACAACCACCCAGUUACAGCGAUGCUGGUAAAAUCUGUUGUUCAAAAGAGUACGAAAGGAUAAAGAAAGCAAUAGCUGAAUAUAUGAAGAAUGAAAAGGAUCAUGAUUUCCGAUGCAUAAAUAAGUUUAAUGUGGACACUGAAAGACGGUGUUGUGAUAAGGAGCAACGGCUGCUAGCUCUCGCUGGCAAAUCUUGUUGUGGUUCUCAUAAGUUAGCGAUACAAGAGAAUAAUGAAGAUAAAUGCUAA
Molecule: messenger RNA, 2031 nt
Organism: Pieris macdunnoughi
Lineage: Eukaryota; Metazoa; Arthropoda; Insecta; Lepidoptera; Pieridae
Source: the annotation of a GenBank genome assembly